AUGACAUCCGACAUUCCGGAAAUUCUGCUUCUCUGCAUGGAUGCAGAGUACAUCAUAGCCAUCAAUAAAGCCUUCGAAACAAAAUGGCCAACAUAUGCCAGCAAAAUCAAAAUCACCCCAAAAUAUGAACGUCUGCACACCCUCCCUCCAACAACAAAAUACGACCUGGUAGUGUCCUCCGCCAACAGCUACGGCCGUCUAGAUGGCGGAUUCAACGACGCUAUCUCAAAGUUCUUUAGCCCCAAGAAUGACUACGGCGCACUCACUCGAGCAACGCAGCAGGCCCUUUACAGGAAAUGGCGUGGGUUCGCCCCUCCAGGAACAUGUACGCUCGUCCGGUUUCCUGAAGGUCUUCAAGGUAAUGCGCCUGGUUGUCGGUGGCUAGCUCUUUGCCCGACAAUGCGCGAGCCAUCAGAUGUUCGGUGGGACCGAGAAGUUGUUUAUGAGUGUAUUUGGAGCCUGAUGUGUCAGGUUGAGGGGCAUAAUCGUAAUGCUAGUCCUGGGCAGUAUCGGAUCCGAAGGCUUCUUAUGGUUCCGUUUGCUGUUGGAGCUGGCAAGGUUAGUAAGGAGAGGUGGGCGGAGCAGACAGUUUUGGCCUUGAAGCAUUUUGUUGAUUCAGUUGAGCAUCCGGCUAAAUGGCAGAGUCUGGAGUGGGGGCAGGCUGAGCGUUAUUGCAAUGAUGUUGCUACUACUUGGAAGUAG
Penicillium taxi is the source of this 702-nucleotide messenger RNA. RefSeq lists its product as uncharacterized. The coding region runs from base 1 to 702 and encodes 233 amino acids. NCBI's taxonomy places the organism in Eukaryota, Fungi, Ascomycota, Eurotiomycetes, Eurotiales, Aspergillaceae. The record is from RefSeq and is a predicted model, not a curated record. The transcript has a single exon.